GGGAGGGGGGAGGUCGUCUCCGGCGGUUGUGUGCCACACCUCUUGCUCGACCCUGUCACUGUCACAGCCUGUGCUAACCGCGAAGCUUGUCGGUCCGCCACAUUCACCAGUUUGCUCCCGCCAGCAUGCCUGAUUCAGUGUUCCUUACGGCAUCAAGUCAUAUGUCUUCCCCCCCCCCCCCGCCCCGUUCGCCUUCUGCCGCACCAUUUCGGCACCAGAAAAUUGCGCGCUGAUCGAAAAUCUGAAAGCUCCGGAAUCAGACAUGAGAGAUGCUGCCCAAGGAUAAAUCGCCUGUGUCAGUGGUCAGAUUUGAACCUGGUUGCGAACUCGAUUGCGAUGUUAGCGUCUUUUUGGAGAAGGAACAAGUUUUGACAAGUGAUACCACUUGCACAGUUUUUGCGUCAAGAUUGAGAAAAUUAGGAACUGUUGCGGCUGCGUGCACUUUGAAAAUCGAUUCUGUGUAUGCAACUCUGACAAACUUUACAUUUGCGGACAGCAGUGCUUCCAAUAUUCAUAGAGAAUUAGUGACUGAAGUAGCUGACUGGCUUUCUGCAACACAUCCGCAGACAUUGCUUGUAGUCAAAGAAUGUUGUGGCGAUGGUGAUCGAGCAACUUCGAGGAAAGAUAUCCAGUUCUACAGUAUUCUUGGAUUUCUAAGUGUUGAUUCAUCGUGCUCAUUUCUAUUUUUCCCUCCUCAUAAUUCGAAGAUCAAGCAAUUGACUGUUUGGGAAAACUGUGAUGUUGAUCCGUCUGCCCGUGCGGUAGUAAACAAACUGGGGAAAAUUGAGGCUCUCGAGUACAUCCCUUUGGUUGUCUUACAAUAUCUGCUGGACUCCAAGAAACUCGGACAGUCUAUAGUUGACACCUUCGCUCAUCUUGCCUUGCAGUUGCAGCGUGUUCAAGAAUAUGGUCUCGAAACACUAAGCGAAGAGGAGUGUCUGAAAGUGGUGCGAGAAGAAAGUUUGUUGUUGAAGUAUGCAUGGGAGCGCUUAAAUACUGGACACUUUUCCGAAGUGGACUUGUGCUGGAGAAAGCUAUAUGCUCUCAUUUCUUUGACGAAGGCUGUUCGUCUGGUCGCUGCUGGUCAGUAUCUGCAUGCCAUAGCUGCCGUUGAUCUUGGAUUGCUUAUGGGGGAUGGCGUGCCUGAACAGCUUCUUCAACGUUAUGCACAAUUUUGUGAUCGCCAUCUUUCGGUGCCUCCCGACAUUCACGAAAACGAGGUCACUAUCGCUGUAAGAACGUUGCCAAAUUCUGUACCGAUACCUGUUCUCGAUGAGCUUUCCAAAUGGGACUUUUUCGAUCAGUACUUCCCUAGGCAAGAGCCAGUCAUUGUCAAAGGCUUGAAUAGACAUUGGCCUGCUGUCAAGAACUGGAGUUUUAACCACCUUCAUAAAAUUCUAUGUCAUCGUGUAUUGCCCGUAGAACAAGGCUCAAAGUACACGGAUUCAAACUGGGCUCAAAUGCUUAUGACAGGUUCGCAGUUCUUCACCACUUGUACGCUUCCGGUGGAUGAGAAGGGUCCAUUGUAUCUUGCCCAACAUCGUUUGUUCCAUCAAGUGCCUGAACUUCGAGAGGACAUUUCUCUUCCACUAUAUUGCGAUCACUGUGAGUUUGAUGAAGUAGACAAGAACUGUUGGAUUGGUCCUGGAGGCACUAUAUCACCUCUUCAUACAGAUCCGCGAGAGAACGUGUUUUCACAGAUUGUUGGGCGCAAGUUUUUCCGCCUAGUAUCCCCGGCUGAAUCUGACAAAGUUUAUGCGUUCAAGGAUGGGUUGCUUACGAAUACGAGCCAGGUUGAUGUUCUCAAUCCUGAUCUUGAAAAAUAUCCGGAGUUCGCCAAAGCAAAGUGUUGGGAUGGAGUUGUUGAAGGUGGGGAUAUUCUAUACAUACCGAAAGGGUGGUGGCAUCUGGUUGCAUCACUCACGAACUCCAUUGCUUUUGCGUUCUGGUUUGAUAAAUGAACAUUCUCUUACUCUAUGCAGCGUUGCAUUUUGUCCUUCAUUUUUUAUCAUGACAGUUAUGCUUUAAUUCAGUCUUUGAGAAGCUCAGAGAAUCCCGGUUUAAUUGUGCAUGGGUUGUAAAGUUGCCUAUUUCAUUUUUGUAUUUUCAUAGAAAAGCGUAUGCUAUGGGUAUACUGAUUACCGGUCAUGAUAUCACGACGCUUUUUCAUUCUUAGCUUUGUGUGACAAAGAGCUCCUAGCACUUUUUUGUUUUGCCGUUACAUCCUUGAUGUUCAAUAUUACUUAUAUUCGUUGUUUAUACUUUUGUUAAUGAUAAAGAUGUAACUAUGCUUUAUUCAUUUUGAAGGCUAGUCUUACCCAUGAG
Molecule: messenger RNA, 2325 nt
Organism: Cylicocyclus nassatus
Lineage: Eukaryota; Metazoa; Nematoda; Chromadorea; Rhabditida; Strongylidae
Source: the annotation of a GenBank genome assembly